CAAAACCAUCAUUGUCUUCAGAGUAUACAAAGGUCUUUAACAAAAAAACAAGAAUAUACAAAGUUUUAUAACACAGUUGCAUAAAACAAUUCAAAUGGCACACAGAAAAAUGAACAUGGGUUUGGUUUUGGUUGUAAUGGCAAUGUUGUGUGCAGGAGCUGCUGCGCAGUCGAGUUGUACAAAUGUGUUGGUCAGCCUGUCCCCUUGUCUUAACUAUAUCACAGGGAAUUCCUCGACCCCGUCUUCAGGAUGCUGCUCAAACCUUGCCAGUGUGGUGAGUUCACAACCAGCAUGCCUGUGUCAGGUUCUCGGUGGGGGUGCAUCAUCACUGGGAAUCAGCAUUAAUCAAACUCAGGCUCUUGCCUUGCCUGGUGCUUGCAAGGUGAAAACCCCACCCACCAGUCAGUGUAAUACUAAGAAUGCUGCUUCCCCAGCAGACUCACCAGCAGGAACAGAGGCAGAGUCUCCAAAUUCAGCUCCAUCAGGAACCGGAUCCAAAUCCACUCCCUCGACCGGUGAUGGAUCAUCCAGUGGAAAUUCAAUCAAGCUGUCAGUUCCUCUGUUACUUAUAUUGGCCGCAGCAUAUGCUUCAGUUUUCUGAACACACUGAUUCUUCAAUCAGUUGGCUUCCUAUUUGAAAUGCUAUUUUUUUGCUUGUUAUUACCGAUUGUUGUUGUGUAAUCAUAUAUAUUAUCAAAGGUCCCUUGUGCUGAAGGGUACAGUCUAUUCAUUUUGUAACCUCUAUUGGGUUACAUGAUUUGUAUUACGAGAGGCUUUAUUCUCUCUAUCAAUAAAACAUGGAUUGAAAUUUUGUAGUGUGCCA
This is a messenger RNA of Trifolium pratense (red clover), 823 nucleotides long. Its product is annotated as non-specific lipid transfer protein GPI-anchored 5. Bases 95 to 601 code for a protein of 168 amino acids. Gene Ontology annotation, molecular function: lipid binding. The record is from RefSeq and is a predicted model, not a curated record. Gene Ontology annotation, biological process: lipid transport. The transcript is spliced from 3 exons. Lineage: Eukaryota; Viridiplantae; Streptophyta; Magnoliopsida; Fabales; Fabaceae.